CCCUACUGUUGUGCGGCUAUCGUUUCUGCUAUAUAUCUCUCACGUCUGCCCUCGCCGGCUUUUCCUCUCUCCUUUCUGCUCGUUCAGCCUUCCCCGCCCAGCCUUCUCCGACCUUGGCGCCUGCGUCAGAAGCAGUCCAACAGUUGAAACACUGAAUUGGAUUUCCAGAUAUGCGGUUGAAAAGGUUGAAGAAGGAAGAUAAAUUUUCAGAUAUGCGGUUGAAAGUUUGUCGAAGAGGGAAGGAGGAAAAUCGGCGCCAAAUUAAGUACAAGGUGAGCCAAAAUCAGCCGAAAGAAAUUAAGAAGUUUAAAGGUAGCCAGAAUUUGAGGAUGAGACUCCUUCUGUCGACGCUAACUCAUACGCCGAUUGAGAUCACCGACAUUCGCACCGAUGGGGAUGGGGUCCAAGUUGGACUCCGCCCCUACGAGGUUUCGCUCCUCCGGCUUCUGAUGUUGCUCUCCAACAACUGUUAUUAUGAAAUCAACGACACUGGCACGAAGGUGGAGUACAAGCCGGGGACUCUGAUGGGUGGGAGGCAUUUGGUUUACAAUUGCGGUCAAGAUCGAGCAAUUGGCUAUUUCUUAGAGCCAUUGCUUAUUUUAGCUUUAUAUGGGAGGAACCAACUCUCUAUUGACCUUAUAGGUAUUACAAAUGACUCUAGGGAUCCAUCUGUUGAUACAUUUCGAUCAACUACAAUACCCUUAUUGAAGCGGUUUGGCAUACCUUCAGAAUCACUAGACUUGAAAAUUAAGAGCCGGGGCGUUCCUCCCAAAGGUGGUGGAAAAGUUGAGCUUUCUAUUUCACCGAUUAUGCAAAAUACUCUCAAGGCACUUACCUGGAUUGAUACGGGCUUGGUAAAGAGCAUUAGAGGACUCACCUUCUCAGCUAGAGUAAGUGCUCAGUUUGAGCAUAAAAUUCUACAAGCAGCUCGGGGCAUUCUUAAGCCUUUUCUUCAAAAUAUUCCCAUAGACACUGACCAUAAAAAGGGACUUGAAGCUGGAUUGUCACCAGGUUAUGGAAUUUCACUUGUUGCUGAGACCACUUCAGGCUGCUGCAUUUCUGCCGAUACAACAGUAUCCUAUCCUUAUUCUGAGCAAGAUAGUGAGGAGAAAGAUUUGAGCACAGCAGAGGACGCCGGUCGAAAAGUUGCGUCCGACUUGCUACAUGGGAUUGAGGAAUAUGGUGUUGUAGAUUCAACUCAUCAGGGUUUAUUGUUUCUUCUUUGUGCAUUGAGUGCUGAAGAUGUAUCAAAGGUUCGUGUUGGGAAGCUUUCACCCAACGGAAUAGGGGCCCUUGGGGAAAUUCAACACUUUCUUAAUGUUACAUUUGCCAUAACACCUGAUCCUUCAACAGAGAGUGUCCUUCUUACUUGCGUUGGAUGUGGCCAAAAGAAUCUAUCGAGGAAAGCAAGCUGAGGCAACGAGAUGGUGAAUGUGGUGGACAGUAAAAUUUCGUGAAUUAGCUUCUUUUGUUCUUUGUUUUGUUUUUCAUCUUGGAUUUUGGUUGGGAUAUGUGGAUUGGAUUGGCGUGUAAAUAAUGAUGUUAUAGCUCAAGUUAUAACAGUGGAUAAUUAUUUUACUUA
This is a messenger RNA of Salvia miltiorrhiza (redroot sage), 1582 nucleotides long. RefSeq names its product probable RNA 3'-terminal phosphate cyclase-like protein. The coding region runs from base 171 to 1415 and encodes 414 amino acids. NCBI's taxonomy places the organism in Eukaryota, Viridiplantae, Streptophyta, Magnoliopsida, Lamiales, Lamiaceae. Gene Ontology annotation, cellular component: nucleolus. The transcript has 8 exons. Gene Ontology annotation, biological process: endonucleolytic cleavage of tricistronic rRNA transcript (SSU-rRNA, 5.8S rRNA, LSU-rRNA); ribosome biogenesis. Gene Ontology annotation, molecular function: RNA endonuclease activity. The record is from RefSeq and is a predicted model, not a curated record.